AUGGCCGGCCCCCAACGGCCUACGUCUGGGCUGCCAACCAGACGGUCAGCACUACGCCAAACCACACGUCGAGUGGGAACGACAGCGACAGAAAGACCUGAGUCUGUGAUGGGAAACGCCAGAACAGUCACCGCGAGUGCGCCACGCGUUCAACGCGCUCCCAGCGAGCAACCCAGCAAUCCCACGAAAAGAAAAGAAAGGGAGUUUGAACACACGAUUGGCGAGGACACCAGUAUCCAUGUUGUGGUCCGAUGCCGAGGACGUAAUGAUCGCGAGGUGAAAGAAAACAGCGGGGUGGUUGUUUCGACAGAGGGUGUGAAGGGUACUUCGGUUGAACUGUCUAUGGGACCUAAUGCGGUGUCAAACAAAACCUACAACUUUGACAAGGUUUUCUCACCAGCUGCAGACCAGGCUAUCGUCUUCGAUGAUGUUGUUGCACCUGUAUUGACGGAAAUGCUUGCUGGUUUCAAUUGCACGAUUUUCGCAUACGGCCAAACAGGCACCGGUAAGACAUAUACAAUGUCUGGAGACAUGACAGACACACUUGGUAUCUUGUCUGAUAAUGCCGGUAUCAUUCCACGCGUGCUUUAUUCAUUGUUCCAGAAGCUCGAAGACACCGAGAGCACAGUGAAGUGUUCAUUCAUUGAACUAUACAACGAAGAAUUGAGAGAUCUAUUGUCUGUGGAGGAAAACCCGAAGCUGAAAAUUUUCGAGAACGAGCCGCGGAAGGGUCACAGUGGAAGCACCAUGGUACAAGGCAUGGAAGAGACGUACAUUGAUUCAGCGACAACUGGAAUCAAGCUUCUCCAGAAGGGCAGCCACAAGCGUCAGGUUGCCGCAACAAAAUGCAACGACCUGAGUUCGAGAAGCCACACCAUCUUCACCAUCACUGUUUAUACUAAGCGAACCACCGAAUCCGGCGAGGAUUACAUUAGUUCUGGGAAAUUGAAUCUUGUGGAUUUGGCUGGCAGCGAAAAUAUUCAGCGCAGUGGAGCUGAAAACAAACGCGCGACAGAAGCUGGGUUGAUCAACAAGAGCUUGCUUACUCUUGGACGAGUUAUCAAUGCCUUGGUUGAUAAGAGCGCACAUAUCCCUUAUAGGGAAUCCAAGCUCACUCGAUUGCUCCAGGACUCUCUCGGGGGCCGGACAAAGACUUGCAUCAUUGCUACCAUUUCUCCGUCUCGAAGCAACCUUGAAGAAACAAUGUCCACUUUGGACUACGCGUUCCGAGCGAAAAAUAUCCGCAACAAGCCGCAGAUUAAUUCUACGAUGGCCAAGAAAACCUUACUCCGCGAGUUCACUGUUGAAAUCGAGAAGCUCAAGAGUGAGCUCAUUGCUACAAGACAUCGCAACGGUGUUUAUAUGACAGCAGAUGCAUAUGAGGAAAUGACAAUGGAGAGUGAAUCUCGCAGAAUCGUGAACGAGGAACAAAGAGCCAAGAUCGAGUCGAUGGAGUCCAGCCUGCGACACAAGGUUCAGGAACUUUUGACAUUGACAAGUAACUUUAACAACUUGAAAAAAGACAACGAGGAUACCCGAGUCGCUUUGAAUAAUACGAACGAUAUCCUUCAACAGACCGAAAUUGUUCUCAAAGAUACUAGAGACAGUCUGGAGGAGGAAGAAAUGCUACGUCAAGCUCACCAGGACACCGAGGCCCAAUUACACGGUAUUGGGACGAACCUUCUGUCCACCCUGAAGAGCACGCUUAGCGAUGUGAACGGGCUGCAUGCGAAAAUUCAACGCAAAACUGACCUUCACGACACCAAUCUUCAGGGUUGGCAAUCUUCAGCCGACAAAGUUACUGAUGUCACGAGCCAUAUUGAAUCCAAGGUGGAGCAAUUCCAGAUUCAACAGGCUAGAUCGCUUCAGGAGCUGGCCACCAAGAUCAACCAACAUGUGAUUUCAGAAUUCCAAAACAUUCAAGUCAAUCGUUCUGAAUUGCAUGAAUUUACCAUGUCAUUUGACAAGGCAGAGGAAGAGACGAAGGAACAAACCAUCCGAGCAAGCCAUGAAAUGAACGACGUUCUGGAGGGGAUUAAAGUUCUACGUGAAGAGGUAAAAUUAAAGGUUGGAGAGGGUUUGAAUGGGUUGUCUGCGGCUGCCGCUCGGAUCUCGAAAGAUGUCAUCGGGGAGCUAGCGGAUUUUCACACGCAGCUUCGAGGAUCAUAUGCAUCUCUUGGGAGUGACCUGAAAACUGUGUUCGAGUCCCUGGCUCAACACAUGUCGGCUCAAAGCAAGGAGAUACUUGAGUUGAGACAGCAGUUGCAGGAGGCCAACCGUCAAACAAUUGAGGCCAACAGACAAGCUUCGAUGAAUUUGACCCAGGCGAUGGAAGAGGAGCAAGCGAAUGUCGAGGCAGAACGUGAUGCAUUGGUCUCGAAGAUAAACGCAUUGGUCGAAGAAUCUAGGCAGAGACAAUAUGGUCGCUUGAAGCGCAAGAUUAACGAUAUUGGAAAGAAUGUUGCAUCUUCGGGCGACGUACUUGAGCGUGCGACAACUCAGUACAGACAGAAAAUUGACCACUGGAUGGAAAGGGAUAAUCUCUUUGCGGCAGAGCUGGAUGCUUCUAGAGGCGAACUGGAAGAAAGAAUGGAUAAUGAUUGGGAGACGUUUGACUCCCGCAAUGUCUCCAUCCAGAAGGCAACUGAAGCGGUGCAUGAAGAAACUGUGCGUAUUGUUGAUGCACAGAUGGAAGAUAUGGCGACUCAAAUGGCAGCGUUGGACGAUUUUGUGGCCGAGGCGCGGUCACAAAACGGGCGGUAUUGUGAGGCACAUAUGAAUCACUUAGACACCAUGGCAGCUACAGUCCGACGGUCAUACUCGACUUUCGACAAUCGGUUCCAAGACUUGAAUGGCCGAGUGGGUCAGAUGAAGGAGGAGGUUCUCUCUCACACCCAUGACGCGCAAAGCUUGAUCGACCCAUUGUCCGACGAGGUACGCCAGCCUUUAUCGAAUCUUCGCGACUACAUCCAAUCUCGACCUUUGCAAGAGUACGUUGUUACCGGUGAAACUCCGCGGAAGACGAACUAUCAGUAUUCUACCUCGUUGCCACGUACCGAACAACAUGACUCUCUGCGCUCCCGCAUGAGGAAUUCCAAACAACUGAAUAAUCUACCUUUCAGUGGUGAAGAUCAACUGUCUCCAGUUGACAAUGCGCCAGUUUCAUUAUCACCAGCCAAGACUUUUGUGUAUAACGAUGUCCGGGGGGAAGCAGGAAAUGUAUCACAUCCUACAGAUAUCACCUCUCCUCUCCGAGAAGUCGACGUGAAUAUCGCCAAACAGCUUGCAUCUGAUGCUGGCUCCACUACCCCGACUCGCAAGUUGUCUAUGGACAAAGAGGUUACGUCCGAAAAGGACGAUGUUGACCAGCGCCCUGCCAAGCGCCAUUGUCCCAGUACUGCGACAGCGGAUUCGAAACUCCCUCAGAAAGCCGUUACCCGGAGGAUGGCUAGUAUGCUAGAGGGCAGAGAGAACGUGCCACUAUCGACACCAUCAGGGGGACGGAGACUCAGGAAUCGCCAGUCUGAUUGA
Messenger RNA from Penicilliopsis zonata CBS 506.65, 3531 nucleotides. RefSeq lists its product as hypothetical. Gene Ontology annotation, molecular function: ATP binding; microtubule binding; plus-end-directed microtubule motor activity. The transcript has 4 exons. The record is from RefSeq and is a predicted model, not a curated record. Gene Ontology annotation, biological process: microtubule-based movement; mitotic spindle assembly. Gene Ontology annotation, cellular component: spindle microtubule; nucleus. The coding region runs from base 1 to 3531 and encodes 1176 amino acids. Lineage: Eukaryota; Fungi; Ascomycota; Eurotiomycetes; Eurotiales; Aspergillaceae.